GACACAGCAACCCUCAGCAACCACGGAACGGUCCGGUUGCUAUUUUUCACAGAUAAUUAAAAUAGUAGAAUCUGUAAUGAAUUUGUAGUACCUAGUAGUCAGUGAGUACCUAGUAGGUUUACUUUUGGUACCAUGGCAAAUGGCAAUACCAAUAACCUAAUGUCAAAUCAAUGUAGUUAGUGCGUAAAGUGACAAAGUGAGUGAACGAGUGUUGUCUGCGAGUUUUGUAUUCAUUGGAUUAUUUUGCGAGUGAUUAUAGUCUGUCUAGUGGAGCUUGAAUGUAUUCAGAUAUUUAAAGGUUUUUAACAUUGUGUUACUCUACAAUAGAAAAAUUACAAGAUAAACAAUAUAAGUCGGUAGAGUCUGUUUUCGCGUGUACAUGCAUUUGUCAAACAAAAUGGCAGGGAACUACAGAGGUUUGCAGUCCUUCAGUGGAGUGAAAAUAUGAUUUCAUCUGUGUUACUAACUGUGCUGUGUGGGUGGAAAGUGAGUUAGAAACAGAGAUGUGGACAUAGCAAAUAAAAUGGGUUCUCAGACUUUAGAGAUAUUACGCCAAGGUGUUUGGGCAUCAUUGACAGGUGGAUGGUUCUAUGAUCCUCACCAAAAUUUGUUUUGCAAUACUGUACAUCUUUAUGUAUGGCUGUUCCUGCUAUGCCUUCCUUUUUCAGUGUAUCUGUAUUCCCCACCAGCAAGCUCUGGUUGGAUCCUGUACUGUGUUCUAGUCGCCUUGUUGUUCACAAUACUGAAAAUACUCAACCAUAGUCUGCAUCAUAUGUAUGACACAAGUGAAUGCAUUAUUGUGCAGCCAAGUGGAGAGGCAGGCUCUACAAACAACAAUACUGUACCAGAAGAAGGUAUGGAAAUGCAGAUGUUACGACUUGGAGGCGUUGCACCGCCUGGCAGCGACAAUGAGUCUGUCACCUCAUUGGAGUACCACAAGCCUAAUAACAGUACUAUAGAUCUUAAAGUAGAUGUACAUAGAAAAAACAGUUCAGAAUCAAGUAUAGAAGACAGUGCUACAUCUACAAAGCAUCCAGAAACAGUAGCCACAACAAAAUCUGAUCUCUGUGUGGCUGCAGAUAUACCUACGUUCAUAGAUAUGCCUACCGGCCCAUCAAAAUCCCGUCCACCAAAUAGAAGUCGCUCGAAAUCAAAUCAUAAACGCGAACACCGACCUAAAACAAGAAGAACUGGUAGAAUCGAUGAGUUAAUAGUUGAGGAAGCCACUAGAAAUCCAAGGCUAGAUAGCAAUUUACCAAUACACAUGUUAGUUGAUGAAGGACCUUUCGCUAAAGUUAGUAGGAGGUAUCACGAAGGACCACAUAGAAGGGGAUCUAGCAACAGAGAUUUUUUUAAAGAAUGGUUGUACUUAGAUUGCAGUGAGUCGGCAGUCGAACAUUACCAGUCCAAGUUUGCCCGACAACUGAGCGCCGAUUCAAAAGAUAAUUCGGAACCUAGUGUAGGCCCCCCUUCGCCGAAGAAAAGGAUCGCACAUAGACGAAGACGUGAUUAUACUGACGAAAGUUGUACCAAAUCCGCCAUGGCGCUCGCGACGCAAUCUUCAAAUAUGAGGAGGAAUUCCAAUUCCACUAUGUCAACCAUCCAAUUACCACUACUGAACUCUACAGCGCAACUCGUUUCGCAUAUGAGAAGGCAUUCUAACAAUGCUGACACAGGUUUUUUCGCCAGUGUUGAACUGGGAGAGUACAUGAUGGUAAAAUCCGAAGCGCCUAGCGGUGACUCAGAUAAAAAUAAAGGCAAAAGUCCUGGGGUGAGGCGAAUAAAAAGUGCGGCCUUAGAAAUAGGAUGUCCACCACCGAGUGUGUCAAAUUUAUCUCCACACCCAAACAGCGCAGAAACAAUCGGUGGGCAAAUGCUUAAAAACCCGAAGAGCGCCGUGAUUCCUCCUCCUAGUAAAAGUUUAACACGAGGCCCGCAUCUGAAUCUGUACCCUAAAAAUGAAUCUGGCGAAGGAUGCAGCUAUCCAUACCUCACAUAUGGAUCUGAAAUUGUAUACCCGAUAGCAGAAAUAUCUGAUGAGAUGCAAACUUCUCAGAAGGAGACAGAUUUAGAUUCUAGCGGAGAAAGCUACAGUGAUUACGAAGACGAAAAACAAUUUCGGGGAUUUGAUUGGUAUGCCGAGCAAUCACCCGCGGUGCGCUCCAGCGACUCUGAUUAUGAAAAUAAUGGUUCGAGGUCGCCACUACUAGAUCGCGCUGCAGAAGUGAGAGUUGUUCGAACAAAAAACCAAAGUGAUUGUAAAAAACAUUGCUGUGAUCGACACACCCACUCAAAACACAACCAAGAUUGUCCGAAUGAUAAACCUAAACCCUCAAGACUGAAAAAAGGCUUGAAGAACGACCCCCAAUAUGGGAACAAACGCUCCGACCAAAAUAAUUCCUGUGAUUGUAAAUUUGCCCCCAAUGGAGAUUAUUUUGAUAAAGCCAGUGCAAGUUCUAAAGAUUUGUUAAUAGAGAAAUCUAGUUUAGAAUCAAAUGAAAAUGCCGACCAAGAAAAACGGUCGAAUGAGAAUAAAAUAGUAGAAAAGAAACUAUGGGACCAUGAUAUCUGUAAUUCUAGCAGCAGUAGUAGUGACUCUAAUUUAGAGAGGCCUCCCGAAAAUAUAAAGGAAGUUAAAAAUAAUGCGCUCGAAACAGAAGAGUCGCAGUUGACUUGUGAUAGUAAAAGUGCAGAUGAAAGAAGCGUUUAUAGUCUUGAUUGGCUUUUCGAAGAAUCUUCACAAGCUAAAGAAAUCUGUAAGGAAGACGAAGCACAUUCUUUUGUUACAGAGGAGGUGCUCUGUCAAAAACUUGCCAACGCUUUAGGUGAAUCGUCUUCAAACGUUCCAAAAAACUUGGGCGCUAUACCAAAGCAGAUAAAAAAUUUAGCACGUUCACGAGCUUCCUCGCAGAAGGAGAACAAGAAGAGAGAUUCUAAAAAGGAGAAAGAUGAAAAUAUGAAUGAGGAAAAAAUAUUGAUGGAUGCUGUGGAAGCUCAAGCUGCUUUGGUACAGGGUUUGGAGUGCUUGUUUGCGGCGACCAACGCUAACACGGUGGUGAUGCCGCCGCCAAACAGGGAGGAGAGACCGCGCAGUCACAGACAGAGUAUAAGAGGGGAAAGAGAAAACUCGAACAAAACUAGAAAAAGAUCGAUAGAAGAAGUGGCACAAACAUCAACAAACACGUUGCUUCCGACGUCAAUGCCAUUAUUAGCAGCAUUCCUUAAUUCACGUAUGGACUAUGCUUGUCCCGACAGCGCGCCGCCCGAAAUAGCACAACUUACAGAGGAGUCUCAAAGGCUUAGGCCUUUAAUGGAUAGGAAUCACAGGAAUAGAGUUCGAAAAAUUAAACGAUCGACUCGCCAAAGAAAUAAUCCACCGCAAAAUGCGCAUGAAAACAAGAAUAAACCUGCAAGCAAUGAAAAUCCAAAUAAUUCAACUAAUGUUCACUUUGCGACCUCGUUUGAUGACACGACAGAUGGUGCCAUUCAUUGCUUCAUGGACGAGUAUGGUAAUUGGAUGUCUUAUACAUUUGAUAAAAACAGUUCAGGAAGAGCGCAAGCUCAACCGAUGCCGUUGCCGGAUAAAGAAGAAAAUAUGAAAAUAAAUAGAGUUAAACCCAUAGAUGAUCCUGACAACUCACAAAAAACGGCUGGCGAAGGGAGCUGCGGGUCCCUGGAAUCGGAGGCUGGGAAUAGUGAGAGUAUAGCUAAGCCAAAACGGGGUGACAGCAUCGACCAAAGUUCGUCGAACCAAGGCAGUAACAAUCCUCUGCUGUCAAGUAACAAUAAUGUUUCCACAGUAGUUCCUAUAAAUACUAACAAUGCAAAUAAACGCUUUUACGUGUUUGAUGGCGGGACUGCAUCUCACGCCGACCAGCCGCGGUCUCCUGUGGCGUACGUCACCGACAGUUUGUUAGAACAAAUCGAAGCGGAAAGACAGUCGAGAAUGGGUCUUCCAAGCAUGCAUAUCAAUUUCCUGAUGAGUCAGCAACGGGCGCAGCAACAGGCUCAACAGCAAGCUGAAAAUACUUCCAAUAAUAUACCGAGCCUGAUGCCGUCCAUAGGCGAAGAAGAAAUAAACAUUAGAAGCAAGUUCUCAAAGUACAUGGAUGACAUCGAGAAAGCUAAUCAACCGAAACCAAAGAGUUACUACAAGUUCAAAUUUUUAAAGUGUUUCGAAGUGAAAGUUACCAUGGAUAGGUUAAAGUUGAUGGCGUUAUUUGAUAGAAAUCUAACAUACACAGAGACAUUUAUUACGAUAUUUUUAGCCAUUUCUGUGGCUGUGUUGGGGUCAAUGGUGUUAAAUAUCGGCUUUUACAGAGAUAUAUACGCGUUUUGGUUUUGCUUUAUAAUGGCCGGUAGUCAAUAUUCGUUGUUGAAAAGUGUUCAACCUGACUCCGCUUCGCCAGUUCACGGAUUUAACAAAAUGGUUCUAUUUUCGCGGCCUGUUUAUUUUUGUUUAUGUUCUGGGAUUUUGUACGGCGUGCACAGUUAUUUAGAACAAACAUCACCUUUGACCGACGAUCAUAGAAGCAAAAGAAGCUUAGAAGAGAAGAGUCCUUUUACGAUAUACGGAUUUGAAAUUAAAGAGCGCGAUUUUUUAUAUAUAAUCCAGGAGAUAUUGUCCAAGUUCCUGCUGUGUUUUCCGCUCGCCUUCAGUUUGGGUCUAUUUCCUCAAGUUAACACAUUCAUGAUGUACUUGUUGGAGCAAAUAGAUAUGCAUAUAUUUGGGGGGAAUGCGACUAGCAGUUUGAGCGCUGCCGUGUACUGUGUAGUUCGCUCGUUAUGUGCUAUCGGAGUACUCUAUGGGUUCGCCUAUAGUGGUUUAGUUGAAGGCAAGAAAUCGCAACACCAAAAACACAAUAUUUUAUUUUCUAUUUUCUGUGGUCUUCUCGUGCCCAUAUCGUAUCACUUGAGUCGAAGCGCGAGCGAUUAUACUCUCAUCUGGAAUCUGAUCAAGAAGCACUUAUUGCCGCCUGACUUAUACGUAGUCCAUACACCAGAGUGCACUCCGGAAGAAAACAAAGAUGAUCCUAAUAUAUUGACGGAUGAUAAAAAGAAUAAUUCUGAAAGUAAUAUCUCUAAACAGAAUUCGAUUGGUAGUUCGGCGUCGAAGAUAAACUUUAGUUCCGAGACUAAUAUAGCUAGGUCUCAGAAACGUUCUCAGACUUCCAGCGUGAGUUCUUUGAAGAUGGACCCUAGAGGGGGAGACGCCAUGCGGAAUUCCACGACGUCUCUCAAAGCUGAUCCUCCGACUGAAACUGAGGAUAAAAGUAGAGAUUCGAAUGCGACUGCGGGGAGUAAGGACGGGAAUGAGAAACCAGAUGAGGACAUGGAAGACCCAUUGCCGAAAAAAUUACAAGCGACAGUAAAUGCUAGACUGAAGAAUGAUCUCAUAGUGUGUACGUUUCUCGGGCUGUUUGUUUUUGGACUGCACUGCACUACAGUAUUCACGACGCUUCGGCCGCAACUCAAUAUGGUUCUGUGGAUAAUAGCCGGUAUUCUGGGCUGGGUACUGCACUACUUGAUCCCGCAGCUAAGGAAGCAGCAGCCGUGGCUGUGUCUCGCGGGGCCUGUGCUGAGGCAGCUCGAGCAUGCGCAGUUCGAGGUCACUGAACCCGCCAAGCUCAUGUGUUUCGAGAAGAUAUUCGUAUACCUCUGUUUCCUGGAGCGCAACGUGUUAUACCCAGCUGUGGUGAUUGCCGCCACCACUCAGGACGCGCCCGCCAUCGCCGGCAAGUACGGAGACGCGGUCGGCGCUCUGCUUAUAUGCGUCAGCGCGACCAAAUGUCUUCGAAAUGCGUACUCCGAACCCGAUACCCAGUACCUGAUACUAGUAUUCGCGUUCUUACUCUUCCAACGGGACCUCAGCAGUCGCAGCAUUUCCGAGACAUUCCUUAUCGACUACUUCAUCACUGCCAUCAUCUUCAACAAAGUCUACGAGUUUCUGCUAAAGAUCCAAUUCGUAGUGACGUACAUAGCGCCAUGGCAGAUCACUUGGGGAAGCGCAUUCCAUGCGUUUGCGCAGCCAUUCUCAGUGCCGCACUCGGCUAUGUUGCUACUUCAAGCUUUCGUCUCCGCGCUCCUUUCAUCGCCUUUGACGCCCGCUCUCGGAAGUGCGAUAUUCAUGACGUCAUAUGUGCGACCAGUAAAGUUUUGGGAACGUGAUUACAACACGAAGCGAGUGGACCAGAGCAACACCAGGCUUUCCUCGCAACUUGAACGAAAUCUUGGGGCUGAUGACAACAACCUCAACUCUAUAUUCUACGAACAUCUGACCCGUUCGCUACAACAUUACCUUUGCGGAGAUCUCAUGUUGGGCCGGUGGGGACAAGUGCAACAGGGGGACUGCUUCGUGUUAGCAUCAGAUUACCUCAACUGCCUAGUUCAUAUAGUGGAGAUGGGCAAUGGACUAGUCUCAUUUCAACUGCGAGGCUUGGAGUUCAGAGGCACGUACUGCCAACAGCGGGAAGUUGAAGCCAUUUCUGAGGGCCCCGAGGAAAGCAGCGAGGGCGUAUGUACCGGAUGGUGGUGGUGCGGAGGCCGGCUGCUGGCGCCCGGCGCCGCGUGGGCGCUGCGCUGGCUGGCGUGGCAGCUGGCCAGCGCCAGGUACGUGCUGGAGGGCUACUCGGUCACCGACAACUCGGCCGUCUCCAUGCUCCAAGUGUUCGAGUUCCGGAAGGUGUUACUCACAUAUUAUGUCAAGAGUAUAAUCUACUACACGAUCCAAUCGAACAAACUGGAAGAAUGGCUGUCAUCCCCAGUACUCGCCGAAGCUCUGAAGCCCAUGAACGAACGAUCGUUUGUGGACUUGGACCCAAUAUUUAAUGUAAAUUUGGAUGAGGACUACGACUUUCGAGCUUCGGGUAUCACCAGGAGCAGAUUCUGCGCUAUCUACCAAGAGUGGGUGUCGCACUGCGCGGCGCGACGCGGCGCGGGCUGGCGGCGCCGCGCGGGCAAGGACUCCGCUCUGCUCACGCUCUGCUUCGCGCUCAGUCUGCUGGCUCGUCGGGCCUUGGCUGCUGCUCAGCAUCAGUCCGCGUCCAGCGUGGAAUUCUUUCUAUACGGCCUGCACUCGCUGUUCAAAGGAGAUUUCCGCAUCACGUGCGCACGCGACGAAUGGGUGUUCACUGAUAUGUCGCUGCUGCAUUCCGUUCUCGCGCCCGCUAUACGGAUGGCCUUGAAGUUACAUCAGGACCACUUCAUGUUCCCCGAGGAAUACUGCAACAGUUCAGCUCUAUACGCGGCCAUAGCUUUACACUCGCAGCGUUUGGUGAUAUGUCACGAAGCGGCGCCCGCCUGGCGGUAUAACGUGUUGCGAGGCGCUCCACAUCUCUUGGCUCUCAGACACGUGAUGGACGAGGGCACAGACGACUACAAGAUAAUAAUGCUGAACAAGCGCCAUCUAGGGUUCCGCGUGAUCAAGCUGAACCGCGAGUGCGUGCGGGGGCUGUGGGCGGGGCAGCAGCAGGAGCUGGUGUAUUUGAGGAACAGAAAUCCUGAGAGGGGAUCUAUACAGAACGCUAAACAGGCACUGCGCAACAUAAUAAACUCGUCGUGCGACCAGCCGAUCGGAUACCCGAUCUACGUGUCGCCGCUGACCACCUCGUACGCGGACACCUCGCCGCAGCUGAGCGCGCUGCUGGCCGGGCCCGUCACCGUCUCCGCCAUCCGGCGUCGGCUCACUGCGCUCUGGACACGCAUCCGACGACGCUGCGGCGAGGGCUGCUCGAGCGGCGGCGGCGGCGGCGGCGGCGCGUGCGGCGGCGCGGCGGCGGAGGCGGGCGCGGCGCCGCUCACCGUCACGCCGCGCCACACGCUGCAUCUCUCCAGGACUUCGCUGGCCGGAACACGCGGCAGUUUGGCGAGUGCGGGCAAACCCACGUCGUCCACACUGGCGUCGCUCGCCGGCCUGCUGCGGGAGCACCACGAGCGUACUCCGGAGGAAGCCGUGGCGACGGCGACGGCGACGGCGUCCCCGCUGCGCCGCGCGCGCCGCGAGCGCAGCGUGCGCGCGCGCAAGGAGCCGCGGCAGGGCCAGUCGCAGUCGCAGACGCGGCGCGGCGCGUGCCGCUACGGCCCGCCGUCGUUCCGGCUGCUGGCGGCCGCCGACGUGCGCAUGGUGUCCGUCUGCGUGCAGCACUCCGACCUGGCGCAGGGAUCUAUGGACAGUGGCUGGGAAGGCGCCUGGCGGGACCAACCGCGGCGGGCAGCUAGUGCUAAGGUGAUAGGUUCGGGGGGCUGCAGCCACAUGGAUGAGGAGCUGGGCAGCGGCUCGUCUCUGGAGGACCUGACGCUGAGUCCGUCCGGGCUGGACCUGUCGCUGCCGGACUGCAAGAUCAUCGCCAACAGGAACGCGAGGCAGCACAGGGAGUUUACGAGGUACUUCCUAAGCGAAGGCACCUCGAAGGACCUGUCAAAACUAAGCAAAGAGAUUCGUCACGAAAGAGCAAGCUAUAGAGAUCUGACCGGACGAUACACUGAGAAACCAGAGGCCAUACCUCUAAAAGAGACACACUAUUCCGACCUUUCAAAUAAAGAAACAGUUUUGAAAAAAGAACCAAAGAAGGAUAAAAAAGAAAUUAAAACUAAAAUCAAACGGUCUGAUUCUGGCCGCAGUGAAUUAAAAAUAAAUGUGAGUGUUGGGAGUAAAGUGUUGAUUAUAGAGCCAUUGGGAGUGUAUGAUUGCAUUAAUUUGGGGAGGAGGAUCGACGUGCAGUGGCCCUCUGAGUACCAGCGGGAGAGAGGGGGGAGGAACUUCUGGGGCAGUUGGGUGCCCAGCGCUGGGAUGGAUGGACUGGUUGUCCACAAAUGGACGCCCAACCACCGUGACCCGAAGCUCCGUUCGCACGUGGACAAGAGCAUACUCCUCAUACAAAUAGACGACAAAUUCGUCCCCAUCGCCGAGAAUUGUGUGCAGGACCUCGGCGACGAAGUCUGAACGGCGAGGUAUCACGGUCGAUAUUCCAUUACGAUGCGAAUCGAAAUACGUGUGAAGUUAGCUGCGUGCGAACGCAACAUGCUGCUAAAUUCACUGUAUAUCGCAUUAUAGGUACCAGUCGAAUUUAUACGCGUAGCUUAUGUAGACUUAGCCAAAUAAUUCAAAUUGAAUUGUGUCGAUUUAAGGGUUGGUACGGCGGUGCAUUUGAGUCUGACAUUGAGAUUAACGAAUUAAAUGUUUGUUUGCAAUUAGUACUACGUCUAGAAAGUUUGGUUCGUCACAAAUUUAGGUAAAGUAUAAAAAUAAAAUCACGAUAUUUAUGUAAAGCUAAAAACAAGGGUUAUUCAAGUUCGUGUGAUCUCUAAUGAGCGAUUGAGGAGAAUUUGAAAAUGUAACACAUUUCACAAAGUACAUUUUAUGUACGUACAUGAGUGUAUAAUAUGUUUGUCGUAUUUGCUGUCACAAUAUCAACAAAGAAAACUAUAGACAAGCUAACGUAGCCAAAUGAGAUAAAACAUUUCCAUACAAAUUCCCCACCUAUCUUGUAUAAAACGGAAAGAUAGGUGUUCAGGACCACAAUAAGGGACAAUAGCGCUCUGUGUCCGUUUCUUUUUAUAUGAGCAAAACGAAAGAUAUGACAGAGAUCUAUAGUUUUCUCUGUCUACACAUAAUAUACAUAUCAUGCUAUGUUUUCACAAAUCGCUUUCGUUACGAGAUUAAGCAAACAGUUUAUUGAUCAAUUUUACUUAGCAUGAUGCUAUGAUAUCAUCUAUAUUUAUUUUGUGUUCAGUAAUUUCUUAAUCGCUCAAAUUUAAUUGCGAUAACAACGCCGCCUCCUUUAAUUGAAUUCACUUCCAUUUCAAGAAAUAGAAUUUACGUUACACUAUUUCCUAAUCUUCCAAAACACAGAUUUAUGUCCUAGACUUUCAUUCUUGGGUUGCAUUGAAAACCCAUGUUAAUAUGACAAAAUGCUUCGUUGUAUGUGGGUAGAUUUAAAUAGCUUUAUUCGUGUAAAUAUACCCUGUAUAUAGUGUAUAAACGUGUAAACAUUUGUAUAUUCAUCUCUUUAAUGACAAAAAUACGUAUACUUUGUUAGUUAAAAUGUAAGUGAGUAUUAUGCCUUUUUUAUUUUUGUUAUUAAUUUUUUUCCUAAAUUUUGUUAACUUAAGUCAAACUUUCUCCAAAUAUUUCAUAGUCUUUCUUCGACACCAAAUGAAUCUUAUAAAUGUAACUUAUGUAUAUUUUAUACAAUAUGUCAAUCUUAAGCUGACUGCACACGAUCGAAAUUGUAAUAUUGUGAUAUUUAUGAUUUAUAAAGAAACUUUUUACAUAAAUUUGCACAAUUUUAAAGUUAUGAUUGCGGGCGUGUGCGUUGGCUUUAUAUUUAAUAUUUAUAUUUAUUCGAUAUCACUGUUGUUUGUUAUGUGUAAUGUGAUGCAUUUUAUAUCUACGCAUUGUUUGGGAACGGAAAUGAGAAUAUUAUAGCACGUUGAGUUUUGUGAAUUUACGGGGAUUAAAUUAUUAUUGAUGUUACUAUAUGUUUAGAUCAAUAUAAAUGUAAAAAUCAAAAUACGACUGAAAAGAAUCACCAUAUAUUUGAAUAUAUUCAAACACUCCUAUUUUUUUUGACCUAAUUCGACAGUAAGUUAAAAUUAUAAUUUUUUACUUAUUUGUUUAUUUACAAUGAAAAUGUUAUAGAUUAAGCUGCGGUACAACCAUACAAUUUCGUUUUACCAGUAUAUAAAGUCUCAGUAAUUUUAUUAUGUAAUCCCCUUUUAUACGUCAUAUUUUGAUGAGUAAGAAAUCGCAUAAUUAAAUUACCAUAGUAUGUUUUCGAUGUAAUGUUUAAUCUUCCCCAACAAGUUAAAUGUUUGCAAUUAUAUAUAAUAUGAAUUACAUUAAUUCACAUUCUAAAUUCUAUUUGUCGCUAGUUUUAUCAUCUGUUACGUAAUAAAGUCACGUCUACAGAAAACUCAAAUCAUACACACUCAAAGUUAAAGCGCAUUUUCAAAGAUUUUUCAGACUUUACCCUAAUUUGUUUUGUUAAAGUAGCAGUUUUUGGACAGAUGGUAAAUACAUUUCUGGCGACACUUGCACCUACGUUAUGACACACGUAGUGUGGUCCGUUCGUAUUUUCAAAUAAAGAAGGCAAACUCAUCGUUUUGGCGAAAGAUGGAGCCAGUAACACUAGAAAAAGAAGAAAUCAAUUCUGCUAUGAGUCAUAAUCGUGUCUCAAUUUUAAUUGUAUCGAGUAACAAUAUCGAGAUACGAUAUGAGUUACGUUACCACAUAAUCGACACCCAAAUGGCGAUGGCGUAGAAGGUUUUUUUAAAGAUCCACAAAGAUAAUGCCAAUUUCCAAUAUUGUAAAUGAAAUAUAUAAUUAACCUUGACAACAACAACAAAUGCGAACGGACUUCAUAAAAUGUAUUCUCAAGUUGCCUUAAUAUAUUUUAGACUGAUUUUUUAUAAUCGUGAGCGUAUCUAAGCCAAUAUUAUGUAUGAUUAGAUAAUUGUUAAGAUAUAUAGUAUUGAGCUCUUUAAAUUAUUUAAACUAAACAUCGCAGUGUACUUACGCUCCACUUAAGGCGGUUUUUCACUGUACAUGUUUGGAACUCUGCUCAAGGUCUACAAUUAACUCAAACCGCAGUUAUAUGUUUGUAAAAUUCAAAUUAUUCCUGUUUUACCUAAUUCAUGGUUAAGUGUUUGAAUGUCAUUAAAAUUCAGAAAAUAUUACAGUAAAUCUGUUACAAUCCGUCCGAAGGCACGUUUUCUGCAUACACAAUAAAAUGUUUAUUUUUAAAGACAUAACUAGAAAUAUCAUAUGCAGCGAAACUUAUUACGAUUCCAACAGAUAGUGAAAACCGCCGUUAGAAACUGUUGAAUUAUGUUACAUUAAUUUAUGAACUAUCAAAGUAAUAUCCACAAAUAAAUGGUAUGUGGAACAAA
Messenger RNA from Plodia interpunctella (Indianmeal moth), 11889 nucleotides. It is a transcript of the gene pcx, whose product is annotated as pecanex. The transcript is spliced from 26 exons. NCBI's taxonomy places the organism in Eukaryota, Metazoa, Arthropoda, Insecta, Lepidoptera, Pyralidae. Gene Ontology annotation, cellular component: membrane; endoplasmic reticulum. The coding region runs from base 524 to 8941 and encodes 2805 amino acids. Gene Ontology annotation, biological process: endoplasmic reticulum organization. The record is from RefSeq and is a predicted model, not a curated record.